AUGGCGCAUGCUUUAGUUACCAAUAGCGAAGACAAUGACGUAUUAGACAAUAGGGGAGAGUAUUCUUCAGAUUAUUUAUCGAAAAUGGCCACUGCGUCUCACACGACAGAAGGUGACGAUGCAGCUUCAUUGUUCGAUACGAAUAAUGCAGCAUGUGAUAUGCUUUUGGAAUCACAGAAUGUUGAAAAGAAUGAACCAUCUGAGGAAGUGCGACAAUAUUUAUCGAAAAAGACAGCAUGGGUCAGUCCAAAUGAAAAACAAUUUGACGCAUUAGUAGGUUUUGUUCAAAAACGACUCGAUGAAGGUCAUGGUGAAACGAUUCUAGAGAUCGGAACUGGAGCUGUUGAUUGCGAUUGUCCUGGUUUGUUAUCUGAUGAAAUGGAAGCAUCAGUUGCCACCUUGACAAGUAUGGCUUCUGUUCUUAAUUCCGAAAUUCAGUUAUUACGUGAAAAAACACUAGUAAAUAAUACAAAAUUCAUAAAAGAAUUUUUAAUUAGGCGGCAUAUUGAUGAAGAAGAUUUUAUGGAAGUACGAAUCGCUGUUGUUGGAAACGUAGAUGCCGGUAAAUCAACUUUACUCGGUGUAUUGACCCAUGGAGUUCUCGAUGACGGUAGGGGUAUGGCAAGAAUGAAAUUAUUUCGACAUAAACACGAAAUGGAGACUGGUAGAACGAGUAGUGUUGGCAAUGAUAUUCUUGGUUUUGAUGCCAAAGGAAAUAUUGUGAAUAAACCUGAUACUCACGGAACACAAGCGCUAGAUUGGACAUCGAUUUGUCAGAAAUCGGCUAAAGUUGUAACAUUUAUUGAUUUAGCUGGACAUGAGAAAUAUUUAAAAACAACAGUUUUUGGCAUGACAGGUCAUGCUCCUGAUUUUGCAAUGCUUAUGAUUGGAUCAAAUAUGGGUAUUGUUGGAAUGACCAAAGAACAUUUAGGUUUGGCCCUAGCGUUAAAUGUUCCAGUGUUCGUUAUUGUGACAAAAAUUGACAUGUGUCCACCCAAUGUUUUGCAAGAAACACUAAAAUUGCUACAAAAAAUUCUCCGCUCUCCUGGUUGUAGAAAAAUACCAAUGCUGGUUCAGACCAAUGAUGAUGUUGUUACUUGUGCAACGAACUUUACGUCUGAACGUUUAUGUCCAAUAUUUCAAGUGUCCAAUGUAACGGGACAAAAUUUAGAUAUACUGAAAACAUUUCUAAAUUUGUUAUCAACGCGUAUGGAAUCUUAUGUAGAUGAACCAGCAGAAUUUCAGAUUGAUGAUUUAUAUUCUGUACCGGGUGUUGGUACAGUGGUUAGUGGUACAACACUAAAAGGUGUGAUAAAAUUGAAUGAUACUUUACUGCUGGGACCCGAUGCACUCGGCCAAUAUAAACAAGUUCAAAUAAGAUCAAUACAUCGCAAAAGAAUGCCUGUAAGACAAUGUCAAGGCGGACAAACUGCCUCAUUCGCAUUAAAACGAAUAAAAAAAUCCGAGUUACGAAAGGGUAUGGUGUUAUUGUCUACAAAAUUAAAACCAGAAGCGUGCUGGGAGUUUGAAGCAGAUGUUCUUGUUCUACAUCAUCCAACGACAAUCAGCAUUAAAUACCAAGCAAUGGUUCAUUGUGGAAGUAUUCGGCAAACGGCACAGAUCUUAUCGAUGUCUGUUGAGCAUAUGAGAACAGGAGAUCGAGCGACUGUAAAAUUUCGUUUUAUUAAAAAUGCUGAAUAUUUAAGACCAAAUAUGAAGCUAGUCUUUCGAGAAGGACGAACAAAAGCCAUUGGAACAAUAUCCAAGCUUUAUACUCAAGUGGCAGCACAGCCAAUGAAUUCCAAAAUUAAAUCAGUGAAAAUGCAACAAUCGACAACCGACGGAUCUCAACAACAGUCUAUAAAACGUGUCGAUAAUAGCAGUGAUACAUCAGCGGUCAAUAAACGUUCAAAACAAACAAAACCACGAGAAGAAUCGACACCACAAGAGGAACCAGCUGUACAACAAUAA
Molecule: messenger RNA, 1971 nt
Organism: Didymodactylos carnosus
Lineage: Eukaryota; Metazoa; Rotifera; Eurotatoria; Philodinida; Philodinidae
Source: the annotation of a GenBank genome assembly